Messenger RNA from Enhydra lutris kenyoni (northern sea otter), 1573 nucleotides. Its product is annotated as inactive pancreatic lipase-related protein 1. Gene Ontology annotation, biological process: lipid metabolic process. The transcript is spliced from 13 exons. Gene Ontology annotation, molecular function: triacylglycerol lipase activity; protein binding. Bases 25 to 1428 code for a protein of 467 amino acids. The record is from RefSeq and is a predicted model, not a curated record. Lineage: Eukaryota; Metazoa; Chordata; Mammalia; Carnivora; Mustelidae.
GGAAGGCCUGGACUGUCCCACAGGAUGGAGAUCCUCUGGACAAUCGCGCUUUUUCUGCUGGGAGCAGUCAAAGCAAAGGAAGUUUGCUAUGAACAAAUCGGGUGCUUUUCUGACUCGGAACCCUGGGCCGGGACUGCUAUCAGACCCCUGAAAGUUCUCCCCUGGAGCCCUGAGAAAAUCGGCACCCGCUUCCUGCUCUACACCAACGAGAACCCAGACAACUUUCAGACUCUUCUUCUCUCUGAUCCAUCAACCAUUGAGGCAUCAAAUUUUCAAACAGACAGGAAGACCCGGUUCAUCAUCCAUGGCUUCAUAGACAAGGGAGAAGAGAGCUGGCUGCUGGACAUGUGCAAGAACAUGUUCAAGGUCGAGGAGGUGAAUUGCAUCUGUGUGGACUGGAAGAAAGGUUCCAAAACCACGUACACGCAGGCCGCCAACAACGUGCGGGUGGUGGGCGCGCAGGUGGCCCAGUUGCUCGGCAUGCUCUCGGCAAACUAUAGCUACUCCCCUUCCCAAGUCCACCUCAUUGGCCACAGCCUGGGAGCCCACGUGGCUGGAGAGGCAGGGAGCAGGACUCCAGGCCUGGGCAGGAUUACAGGGUUGGAUCCUGUAGAAGCAAGCUUCCAGGGUACUCCUGAAGAGGUUCGACUGGAUCCCACCGAUGCUGACUUUGUUGAUGUGAUUCACACAGAUGCAGCCCCCCUGAUCCCCUUCCUGGGUUUUGGAGCAAGCCAAGAGAUGGGUCACCUUGACUUCUUCCCCAAUGGAGGAGAAGAAAUGCCAGGAUGCAAGAAGAAUGCCCUGUCCCAGAUCGUGGACCUAGAUGGCAUUUGGGAAGGAACUCGGGACUUUGUGGCUUGCAAUCACCUGAGAAGUUACAAGUAUUACUCAGAGAGCAUCCUCAACCCUGAUGGGUUUGCUUCGUAUCCCUGUGCUUCCUACAGGGCCUUUGAGUCUAACAAAUGCUUUCCUUGCCCAGAUCAAGGGUGCCCCCAGAUGGGCCACUACGCUGAUAAAUUUGCCAGCAAAACAAGUGGCGAGCCACAGAAAUUCUUCCUGAACACAGGGGAUUCCAGCAAUUUUGCUCGCUGGAGGUACGGGGUUUCUCUAACACUGUCUGGGAAAACAGCCACAGGUCAGGUCAAAGUUGCUCUGUUUGGAAGUAAGGGAAACACUCAUCAAUUUAGUGUCUUCAGGGGGAUUCUCAAACCAGGCUCUACCCAUACCAAUGAGUUUGAUGCAAAGCUCGAUGUUGGAACGAUUGAGAAAGUCAAGUUUCUCUGGAAUAACCACGUGGUAAACCCAACCUUCCCCAAAGUGGGCGCGGCCAAGAUCACGGUGCAGAAAGGAGAUGAGAAGACAGUGCACAGCUUCUGCAGCGAAAGCACGGUGAAGGAGGACGUUCUGCUCACCCUCACACCCUGUUAGCGUCCAGGUGCCAUCCGGUCACUGUGUUACAGCAAUAAAACCACUGAUGCAUCUACCCACUCACAACGUCUGUCACUGACGUCAGCUGGCCCCUGGGGACAUUAGGGAGUCGAUCGUUUAAGUCCCAAGUGUUUCCAGACAUUUG